Molecule: messenger RNA, 150 nt
Organism: Sclerotinia sclerotiorum 1980 UF-70
Lineage: Eukaryota; Fungi; Ascomycota; Leotiomycetes; Helotiales; Sclerotiniaceae
Exons: 1
Coding region: 1-150 (49 amino acids)
Source: RefSeq, a predicted model, not a curated record
AUGGCUAUUGCGGGAUGGAAAUGGGUGCUGGGACCUGGGUUUGGACGGGGUGCCCGUAAGCAAGGCAAGGCGAGAAACAACAAGGUACGGGGAGAUAUCGAUAGCAACUUGGGAAUAGAGAGUUUGAGCCUUGAAGGUCUUUGGCCGUAG